AGCCGCGGCGCCCUGCCACGGCCUGCCCCGCUCGCGCCUGCGCAGACGGCCGGAAGGCGGACAAGGGGCUGAGCACGCCCGCCGCCGCCGCCGCUGCGCUGGGGCGAUCGCCGAGGAAGGACCGCCGCCGCCGCCGCCGCCGCCGCCGCCAGGGCCCCGGGCCAGCAUGGCGGAGCAGAAGCGCCUGGCCUUCGCCAUCAUCGAGUUCCUGCAGGGGCAGCUGCAGCACGGCGGCCUCUCUCCGGACGCCCAGGAGAGCCUGGAAGUGGCCAUCCAGUGCCUGGAGACGGCCUUCGGGGUGUCCGUGGACGACAGGGGCCUGGCCAUCUCCCAGAAGCUCCCGGACAUUUUUGAAGCCGCUGCGGCCAAAGAGCCAUUGCAGAAUUGCCCCGUUCCUGAGCCCGCCACUCCCUCUGAAGAAGAUGCAGCUGAAGCUGAAAGACUGAAAACUGAAGGAAAUGAGCAGAUGAAAGUGGAGAAUUUUAAAAGUGCUGUCUCUUUCUACGGAAAAGCCAUCGAACUCAACCCGUCCAACGCAGUGUAUUACUGCAACCGGGCUGCCGCUUACAGCAAACUCGGAAACUACGCCGGGGCAGUGAGGGACUGCGAGAAAGCCAUCAGCAUCGACCCCAAAUACAGCAAAGCCUACGGCAGGAUGGGGUUGGCCCUGUCCAGCCUCAACAAGCUCUCGGAGGCCGUCUUCUACUAUCGGAAGGCACUGGAGCUGGACCCAGAGAAUGAAACCUACAAGUCCAACUUGAAAGUCACUGAGCAGAAGAUGAAGGAGGCCCCAAGCCCGACGGGCAGCGCUGGAGGGUUUGACCUAGCUGGGUUGCUUAACAACCCCGGUUUCAUGAGCAUGGCCUCCAACCUGAUGAACAACCCGCAGGUGCAGCAACUCAUGUCCGGGAUGAUUUCGAGCAGCCAGAACCCCAUGGCCGCCCCGGGAGCCAGCACUGCCCCCCACGAUCUCGCCAGUCUCAUCCAAGCAGGCCAACAGUUUGCUCAGCAGAUGCAGCAGCAAAACCCAGAGCUCAUAGAACAGCUGCGCAGCCAGAUCCGGAGCCGGACCCCCAGCGCCAGCAAUGAAGAGCAGCAGGAAUGAGGCAGCUGCUGGUGAGGACGACUCUGCUCCUGGUCAGGAAGACCCCUUUUGCCGCAAGGGAAGGACCAGCUGAAGAGCCUUUGAGCUGCUGCUGCCACCAGCCCAGCCGUUCCUCCAUUGGAAAAGCCCACAAGGGAUUGAGGGGGAGGGGGGAGGGGAGCCAAGCCUGAUCCAGCCCUGCAUGUUAAGAGACUGUUUUGCGUAGCUUCCCCUCCCUGUUUCCUCCCCACCUUACUUCCUUGUGGAUUUUGCCAGGGGGGAGGAGAGUUACUAACCACAAAUCAGCAUCUCCACCCCAACCUCGAAGGCAAGCUGUCGAGCUGUCAACGCCAUGCCUUUCCUGUUGCUCAGAAGAACGCCCCCCCCCCCUCCCAGACUGCACCAUCCUCCAGCAGGGAGAGCCGCCUUUUUCAAACUGGGAUUUCCUCCUCUUCACCAUUGUUGGAUCCUGACAUACCAAGGCUGGAUGGCCCCUCUCUUGGGAAGAGGCCCAGUUGACUGGCUAGGACUGGCAUCGGUGCCCAGGGAAGAUGGGAGGGCUCUCCUCUGCUUUUCAGUAGGACGUUUAUUUUUAAGAAGGAUCGUGGCUAGUCUGGUGUGACUUUUCUGUGAGCGGGUCAGGAGCUGCUUUUAAAAAUUCAUUUCUUUGGGUCUGGGCCUGGAGAACUUGCGUGGCUGGACUGGCUAACAGGGCAUUUCCUGCCCAGCAUGAAGGGUGCCAAGAGGACGCGGCCGCCUGAUCGGGAUUGGGCCAAGCAGAGCAGCUUGUUCCUGAAGUGCGCUCCUUGUCACCAGGACUCCCCUCAGCAUUAUAGCUCUCGCCUGUGGUGGUGCCUCCCGGAGGGCGUUUGGCUGCUCUCAUUUGAACCUCUUGAAUCUCCCAGAUUCCCUGCAGCCAGCAGGAUGGGUCAGAUGGUAUCCCAAGGACUUUUGAGGGAGUAUGGUCACUUUCCUUCAGUGCCAUCUGCCAGAAGCCCCCUAGAGACUGGCCUGCCCAGCGUCAACCAGGAGCCCCUUUGCUGGCUGGCAAUGGGCCCGGGAACCUUCUGAUGCCCUCCUGGUCAGCCCAGAUGUGCCCACCCCACUGGCUGCCUCUGACUUCUCAUCUGACCCUUGCCAGGGGCUGCAAAAACCAUCUUGCUGGGCGCUGGGGCAGAUGCAGAUUUUAGGGCAACAAAGUAGGAAGGAGGCGGGUGGGGGGGUUGAAUUCCUGCCCAUGGCCUCUUCCAUGGGUGCCAGGAGGGGAAAGCUGCCAGGCUAGAAAGGUAAGUA
Messenger RNA from Ahaetulla prasina, 2377 nucleotides. It is a transcript of the gene SGTA, whose product is annotated as small glutamine rich tetratricopeptide repeat co-chaperone alpha. Gene Ontology annotation, cellular component: TRC complex; membrane. The coding region runs from base 167 to 1105 and encodes 312 amino acids. The transcript is spliced from 12 exons. The record is from RefSeq and is a predicted model, not a curated record. Gene Ontology annotation, biological process: post-translational protein targeting to endoplasmic reticulum membrane. Gene Ontology annotation, molecular function: molecular adaptor activity; protein binding. Lineage: Eukaryota; Metazoa; Chordata; Lepidosauria; Squamata; Colubridae.